Molecule: messenger RNA, 786 nt
Organism: Zychaea mexicana
Lineage: Eukaryota; Fungi; Mucoromycota; Mucoromycetes; Mucorales; Lichtheimiaceae
Exons: 5
Coding region: 50-631 (193 amino acids)
Source: RefSeq, a predicted model, not a curated record
CCCACACCCACACUCACAUUACAAUAUAUCCAUCAAGUCAAAUCAACCAAUGGAAGAUCAGGUCGAUCUCUUCCUGCGUGACCCGCUGGCGUGGUCUUCUUUUUGGUACUUGGUCUUGGACCACGCCUUGUACUUGGGCCACGUCUUCCACCUCAGUCUUCUCCUCCGGAAACCAGUCUUGGACCUCGGUCUUCUCAUCUGCGUAAAGCCAGUCGACCUCGGUCUUGUCUUCAACCUGAACUGUCGAGCUUACUUAAAUCAACUUCAACCAGGUCAAGACUUGCAAUCCAACUGUCGAAAGCAUCGGCGAAGUCGCAUUGAACUCUGCAGUCACGCGUGUCCCACAUCAACAGAGGCGUGCUGCGCGCGAAACUGUGUGCUAGGUCGAUCAGUGUCUUCUACAGUUGAGCGUGGAAUCUCAGUUCUAUUGUACCCUUUUCUUUCGAUGGCACAUAGUCUUACUGCUUCCUGGAUCCUCUCACUCUCCUUGUACCAUUUAGCCUUUUUUGCUUUUAGGCCCGCAAAUUGUUCUUCUAGUUCUUGUAUUACUUGCAGAAGCUCUAGGGUUUUUAAAAUAAUAGAGGUCUCGGCUGAUGGCUCGUAUUCUUUUCCCAGUUGCUUUGCAUCAUAGAUUUUGAUAGGGUGCGCGAAUUUUUACGUACUUCCAUUUUCGGCGAUUGCAGGUAAAGCAGUCGCUCUGGCAGGAAAACCGGUCUCUUUUUUCUGAGCGCGUUCCUUGACUACUUACACUCACUAGUCAUACAAUCAUACUAACACCAAUUUUUA